This is a messenger RNA of Nomia melanderi (Alkali bee), 3488 nucleotides long. It is a transcript of the gene wus, whose product is annotated as TM2 and DnaJ domain-containing protein wurst. Lineage: Eukaryota; Metazoa; Arthropoda; Insecta; Hymenoptera; Halictidae. Gene Ontology annotation, cellular component: membrane. The record is from RefSeq and is a predicted model, not a curated record.
UUCCAGGUUGACUGUCGACGACUUCGCGCAUAGCUUCCGGCGUUUCGAUCCCAUUAUCGAUGUAAUCGUCGAUCUCCUUUAACAGUUCCUCCCGCUUCUUGAUAUCCUCCUCUCUCUUCUGUUUCUCUUCUUCUUGUUUCUUGCGAAUCACUUCUUGUUUCGCCUCAAACUCUUCUCGGAUUUUCGCUUCCUGCUCCAACUGCAAUUGUCGGGCCCGUUGCUUUCGUUCCUGUAGGAUUUGCCAUUCCUUCUGAGCUUUCACCUAUGGAAAUCGAACAAAAUGUACCGUUACACCGUUGAACCACAAACGGUAAGAACCGGCGUGGUGAAACCAGCUCUGGUAGUCUCGAAAACGGCACAGCGAAGCACGUACACCUUCGAGACGCGGCGACGAUUUCAGGAAUAAAAAGAUUGCAGUGGAAAAGUGAAUCAGAUUCACCGAAAUAGUUAACGAACGGACGUCCGUCGAUACGCGCAGGAACGAUACCAAGGAACAUCGUGUCAGUUGAUAAACACCACCUGCAUACACGUCAUUGAUGAGUGUAUACGCGUGUCCGUAUUCAUGAAUGUGUGCCUCGACUCAAAGACAAAUGUGCUGACAGCUUUUUGUGCCCGUAACUGUCCGUUGUCGCUGCACGGUUGUAGUCAGCGGUGUUCAACGACGAAGAGUGCAUCGAGUAUAGAUCGUCACGGUUCAGUUACGAAAAUGCCGAACGCGUGAUCCAUUCGCGAAUCCGAGUCACGAUGGGCAGCACGAAGAUGGAACUGAGAAAUGGACGCGUGGACGAAGGGGUCAACAAACCGGCGAAGGAUCAGAAACGGAAAUCGAAAUUUUGGACUUACUUGUUAUGGGCCUUCGGUGGUUUAGUCGGAGCGCACCACGUGUACCUGGAGAGGGACGACCAGGCGUUCGUGUAUUUCUGCACUCUCGGCGGAUUCGUGGGUCUCGGCUGGCUCCGAGACAUCUAUAGGAUCCCUACGUACGUGAACGAUGCGAACGAGGAGCCUCGUUUCGUGCAUUUCUUCAAGCAGAAAGUUCGAUACUAUGGCAAGCCGCCGUUUUCGACGGUGCGAUUCGCUGCUGCGACCGGCGUUGCAUUUUCGUGGGGCGAACUGUAUCGCAGUGCGAUGCCGGCAGACGAGGUCUUUGGCAUCAAUUUUCGGCACUUAUUAGUCUUGACACCUUUUGUGAUCGCAUUAGGUGUCUGGUUAGUUGGAAAUAUCGGUAGGGAGCAGGGAUCCAUAUGGUGGGCUCUGGGAUCGGCGUAUGUGUUUUACCCGACCUUACCCUAUAUCAGGGAUACUAGCUGGUGGGUGUUCCUGAUGGCCGUAGCCGCCUCGCUCAGCUUCGACACGUUCAGCAAGCAAUGGAGGCUGAAGCCAAGAAAGAAGAAAAGCUUCCUGCGCAGAAUGUUUUAUCUGAGCUUGGCCGCUGCUUUGUAUCUGACCUUGCACAGUUGCAAUUUGUAUUUCAACGUCAUGGUGACCGACAGCGAGGGCGAGGAGAUGCCAUUGUACGAGUACGUUCAAGUUUUCUUGGCCUCCGACAUAUGGCUCGAUCUCAAAACUAGUCUCGAAGCAACUUGGAACCAAACCAAGCAUCAAGGUUUCUGGGCAACGUGGGAGCAGCUGCUCGAUCUCACCGAUCCCCCGGAUGAAAUAAACGCUUAUGAGGUAUUGGGUGUCUCGCCAACGGCCACGCAGUCGGAAGUCACGGCUCGUUGGAGAGCUCUUUCGAGGGAUAAUCAUCCGGACAAGAUAAAGGGCACGGAAGAAGAGAGGCGACAGGCCCAGGAGAAAUUUAUGGAGAUUCAGAAGGCGUACGAAAUUCUUUCGAAGGCGAAGAAUCGGAGGCAACGUCGUAACAAGAAGAGCGACGUCACAUAGAGAGAGCCGACGUGCCGAUGACGAUGAUGCCAGUGUUCGAUGAAUCGGCAAUAACCGGGGAACCGUUUCUCGCGUUUAUUUGUUUAUAGAUAUAUUUUUAUCCGAAUCGUCGGAAUACGUAGAUACACGAGGCUCAGAGUCGAAGCGUUCUUGUUCAUCGAUCUCAUUCUACCUCGUUAUAUCCGGUUUUCGCGGUUCUUCCAUUAGACGUGCACGUGCGUACGAUCGAUUCGUGGAAAUUCAUUUGUAUAAAUAUAGGAGCAGGAUAUAUGUAAUAUGCUGUAAUCCACAACGACCAACUGGCGACCGACAUUUGCCGGGUGGAUCGCCGUCAUUCGCGGUUGCGAGAUAAAGUAAUUGUAAUUAUUAAUAUAGACGAACGUUUGUCAAGAUAGUGUACGACUGAAUAGAAUAAUUUUAAUAGAAAGAUAUUUAUUUAAAAGUUGUUAGGACGAUCACCGCGUAGGUAUAAAACACCGCGUCGCUGUCGCAUACGCUCGAAUGUCGCGAGAUAAAUCUGGUUCGGGGUGAGUUCAUUCAGCUAUAGAAAUCGAACGGGCAUUUAUCGGAGCGGCGUAUUGAAACUAUGUAUUUCGUCUAUUUCCCUCCCGUUAUUCGAUGAGUCACCGCGACCUUAGUCGACUGUUCGGUGUUCCCGAGUUUCAACACGUUCCACGGCUUCCUGUCCGUUGGUGCGGACCACCGAGAUCGUAAACCAAAAAUAAGUUCGACCGCUCCGAGCGCUUACACCUUUAACCACAGAAUUUUCAUCGAAAACAAUCUGAAACAACGUUUACAUCGUACAACGACGCUCAAAUAAACCGUGCCCGAGGAAAAUAGACGGUUUUUAAUCUCUGAUGUUCGCAGACGUACAAAACGCACCGUUAACAAGUAAAAGGGGACGCCGAACACGUAGAAAUGACACUAAUUUCAACGUCUAACGAUAAGAUCGCUCGCAGUUUUACACUAGAGAAGAACAGAGAACCGCGCCGCGGGAACAGCUCCGAUAUCGAACCGUUCACGGGGACGAUGCUUAAAAAAUUACAAUUUCUCCGACGCUUCUGCUUAAGAUACUCUGUGCGAUUUACUUGCUCUUCUUCUUCGACCGCGACGGUUUCACAAUCGCGUUCUCGAUCUUUUCCGUAAAACUCGAGCCGUGCUUCUCCUUGGAUUGUUCGAGAAAUUCCUGCGGCGACACCAGCGUUACCCUGGAAAGUAUCAGACGCGAACGAUCAUUUCUAGUUCGUGACACGCGAAGUGCCCGAUAAAAGCGCACAAUACCUGAGCUGCGGGACGCUGAGAGGUCGAAGAAGACUUUUCACCACGGGCGGGACUUCGCCGGCUUUCGGCAAGACGGGACUGCUCGCGCAUAGAGCGGCGCUAGUCAAUUGCGAAACUAACGAGAAAUUUCGAUCCGGCCCGGACGUAGUGCGGAACACUUUCCUUAUCUUUGACUUUAAUCCCGAGGACGGCGGCGAGAGAGGCGCCGCGGGAAUUGGUAUCACCUGUGUCAAUACGCUUUGUCAUUCCACGUCAUGAACGUAUAUCGCCUACGCAAUCAGGGCAUUCUAAUCUGACUAAAUUACGUAGCCGGUUACCUU